AUGGCGGGGGUGAAUGGAGACCAUAAAGGAAAGAAAGAUGAAAAUGGAAUUGGAACAGCCAUUGACUUCGUGCUUUCCAAUGCCAAGCUUGUGCUAGGGGUAGGAGGAGCAGCCAUGCUUGGCAUUGCAACAUUAGCUGUUAAAAAAAUGUAUGACCGUGCAAUAAGUGCUCCGACCAGUCCCACCAAGAUGGAACAGACAGGAAAGAGAAGCUGGGAGGAGCCAGCCUGGAUGGGCUCGUCACCACGGGUACUUAACCAUGGCAUGAAGUCCACAGUUAGCAGGUCACUACAGUCUCUGCCCUCUGCCUCAGGUGCUUUUGAACCAGACAGCCUAUUUGGAGGAUUCUUGCUCUUCCUUUACAACUGUCUGCGGAGGACAGUGGGUCGAGUUGCUGUGGGAGGAAGGGGUUCCACUCAAUCAGACAUGCUGCAGGUCCGAAUGCGUCUAUCACUACAGGAACAUCUGUGGGAGUUCUACCAAAAUAAUGCCAACAUCCCUACUCAGGAGCAGGCCAUGGCCAGGAAGGCAGCACUGGACAUCUGUGCUGAGCUCAGAGUGUUUCUUCAUGCCAAACUACCUGACAUGCCACUCCGAGAGAUGUACCUUAGUGGCAGUCUGUAUGAUGACCUUCAAGUGGUGACAGCAGACCAUGCCCAGCUGAUGGUUCCUCUUAUCUUGGAGAAGAAUCUGUGGUCUUCCAUCCCUGGGGAGGACACCAUUAUGAAUGUUCCAGGUUUCUGGCUUGUCCGCAGGGAGAACUUGGAAUAUUUCCCACGGAAUAGCAGCUACUGGGACCGCUGCAUGGUCGGAGGUUACCUGUCCCCUAAAUCAGUCCUUGAGGUCUUUGAUAAGCUUGUGGCUGGCUCUAUCAACUGGCCAGCUAUAGGGAGUGUCCUGGACUAUAUCAUUCGUCCUGUGGUUCCUUCAGAAACACUGACCUUAGAGAUCCAGUAUGAGAUGGACCGGAAACUGUAUGUGGACUUCUUGCCUUUGCUUGUGAUGGAGGAUGGGACUUCACUGAUUGCCAAAUCACAUCGGCUUGCUGCAGAGCGCCAUGAAAACCUGUGGCGGCAGAGCUUUCGUGUGGCUGAUACGGCACGACUCAGGGCACUGGAUCAGGAGGAUGGAGGCUGCCGAUGCACCUGCCUAAAGGUGGCAAAGGCUGUGAGCAAGCUCAACCCUGCCCUUAACCAGCUUAAUGCCAGUCAGCUUACCAAUGCUAUCUUGUUGCUAAGUGAAAAAGAAGGUGACUGGACACAGGAAGCACUGGCUGACCGGUUCCUUCAGCUGCUACGAGCACUAGUUGGACACUUAGAGGCUGGGAGGCUGCCAUGUGCCCUUAACCCUAAAGUUAACUUAUUUUGUGAGCUGACAGAACAGGAAGUGGAUGAGCUGGGGUAUACCCUUUACUGUGCACUCUCAGAUCCUGAGAGCCUGCUGAGAACUGCAGUGGCACAGCCACCACAUCCCUGACAAACAACAUGGUAUUGAAAUGUCAACCCAACCAUUGUUUUAGUAGUCGAUGCUAAUCUUAAACUGCAAUAAAGUUCCUGGAAAAAGUAUCUGCAUGAAAUAAUCAUCUCUCAUGCGCGUAUAUUGUCUUGAUACAUCAUUCCUCUGUAUGAACAUCUGUGACAAAAUGUGAUGCACACAGUUUUAGAUCUGUUUGACUCUGAACAUGAAAGCUGUAUGUAUUGUGAUUAUCCAAAUAUUAUUUUAAUAUCAAAUGAAAGUGAAGGCCCAAGUUGGUUGCUGUUCCUAAAGCCAUUGUAACAAUGAAGCUAAGAGUAGGAAUGCCAUUGUGGUCCAGUAAAUUAUGAUGGCUAGAUUGGAUUCUGUAUUGGUUGUUCCAUGUGUAAAGGGAAGGAUGAGGCAAUGAAAUCUGCCAUAUUUGAGUUAUUUUUAACCAUUAGGAGAGUGUUAGGAAUGCAGACAUGUCUGAUACAGUUCAGAAUAGCCAUGAUUGUGGUGCUGACUGUUUCGAGAUGAGCUCAUUUCACUACAUCAAGGAAUAGAAUGUAAUGUUGAGUUGUAUGUACUCCAACCCAAAAGUUAAUAAAUUGUUAAUGUGUCUGAAGAACUCAACAUUCUUGAGUUACUAAACAAGUUGUUUCAUGCCUCUUUUGCUUUAAAAGUGCUUGAGUUUUAAUAUUUUCAAGAAAACUUCAUUAAUGUACUGACUGAAGUCACAAUGUAUGCUUUACAUGGGGUAUGUGAAAAACAUUCAGUGUGUGUUUGGAGUGUCUGUAGCUUGCAUGUGUCAUUUGUCUAGUAAUUAAACAGGUUAAUAUGCAAAGUUAUAUGUAGAUGUCUAUUUUUAAUCCCAUACCAUUGACAUUAAUCUAAAAGUGAAACAUGCAUCCCUAAAUGGAAUAUACUAUGAUAUAUGGAAACUUGAAAUGGCUGAUAUGUUGCAGGCUGAUGAAGUACCAGCAGAAAAGCACCAUCAUUUUGGUAUGACUAGAAAAUGCAUCCAUUUGAUUCUUAGAUGCAGAGCUGUUUGGUUUGCUGUUAUGAAAAGGAAAUUUCUUUUCCAGACUCACAUUUGUUGCUUUGAUACACAGGUCUGAUAUGCUUUCUUAAAUAAUCAUUAUUUUCUAAGUCAUUCAUCAUAGGUUAUUUGGCACUAUAAAAUGUGAAAUAUUCUCUAGAUCUGGAACAGUCAGCCAGAAUCUUUCAGCAGGAUAUUUUAAAGCACUGUUGCCUCCUGCCCUUGUUUUACUUUCCUAUUUGAAUUAUCUUUGGCUUAAAGCAUUACUUGGUGAAAAAUGAAUCCAAUAUAAGUGGCAUAUAAGUGACUGAAUUAGAUUUUUGUAGCAAGGGAGUUCUUUUGGCUGGACACUUUUUCAGCUACUGUCACACUGCAGUUUGUAAAAUCCGUCAUUAUCAACAAUGCACUGCUUUGCUAACCUGUAAAAGCUUAUUUUAGUGUAUUGAUCUCAGUAUUAAGGAUGGAGGAUUGAGGAUGGAGCCAGUUGUCUCUAGCACAGUAUUUGUGUGCACACUUUAAGUCCCCACAUUAAACUCUGAUUAACUUAAA
Messenger RNA from Amphiprion ocellaris (clown anemonefish), 3043 nucleotides. RefSeq names its product mitochondrial elongation factor 1 (gene mief1). Gene Ontology annotation, cellular component: mitochondrial outer membrane. The transcript is spliced from 5 exons. Gene Ontology annotation, biological process: positive regulation of mitochondrial fission; mitochondrion organization. The coding region runs from base 1 to 1476 and encodes 491 amino acids. NCBI's taxonomy places the organism in Eukaryota, Metazoa, Chordata, Actinopteri, Pomacentridae. The record is from RefSeq and is a predicted model, not a curated record.